This is a messenger RNA of Lineus longissimus, 2395 nucleotides long. Its product is annotated as RNA-splicing ligase RtcB homolog. The record is from RefSeq and is a predicted model, not a curated record. The transcript has 11 exons. Gene Ontology annotation, cellular component: nucleus; tRNA-splicing ligase complex. NCBI's taxonomy places the organism in Eukaryota, Metazoa, Nemertea, Pilidiophora, Heteronemertea, Lineidae. Gene Ontology annotation, molecular function: RNA ligase (ATP) activity. Gene Ontology annotation, biological process: tRNA splicing, via endonucleolytic cleavage and ligation. Bases 180 to 1697 code for a protein of 505 amino acids.
AAGUUGGUGCAUUGUCACAAGUUCUUCUCUGUCAUGUCCUAAAUGUCAGCGAAUGUAAAAUAGAAUUGAGCAACAUCACACUUCAGCCGACUCAGCAGUCUUCUUUCCGCACUACACAGUCACAGCCUGUAUAGCCACUACAGGGUGGCCCAAAAAGUGUGAUCCAAUAAACAUUCAAGAUGCCAAGAACAUACCAGGAGGAACUGAAGUUCCUCGAGAAACUCACCCCAAACAGUUGGAGGAUCAAGAAAGAUUUUGUUCCAAAUAUGAAUGUUGAGGGUGUAUUUUAUGUUAAUGAUAUGUUGGAGCGCUUGAUGUUUGAUGAGCUGCGCCAUUCUUGUAACGCCAAAGGCUUUGGUGGAUUCCUUCCUGGGAUCAAACAGAUCGCAAAUGUGGCUGCACUACCUGGCAUUGUUGGGCGGUCCGUGGGUUUACCAGAUGUUCACUCUGGUUAUGGCUUUGCCAUUGGCAACAUGGCGGCUUUCGAUUACAACGAUCCAAAAGCAGUGGUAUCCCCGGGUGGCGUGGGAUUCGACAUCAACUGUGGCGUACGUCUGCUGCGGACGAACCUCUCAGAGAAAGAUGUUCUUCCUGUCAAAGAACAGUUGGCCCAGAGUAUGUUUGACCAUAUUCCGGUAGGAGUCGGAUCAAAGGGCGUCAUCCCAAUGACUGCAAAAGAUUUAGAGGAGGCAUUAGAGAUGGGUAUGGACUGGUCUCUCCGUGAAGGGUAUGCCUGGGCUGAGGACAAGGAACAUUGUGAGGAAUAUGGCCGCAUGCUACAAGCUGAUCCUUCUAAAGUCAGCGCAAGGGCAAAGAAGAGAGGUCUGCCUCAGUUGGGAACUCUAGGUGCUGGUAACCAUUAUGCCGAGAUCCAAGUGGUGGAUGAAAUCUACGAUGAUUUUGCUGCGUCUAAGAUGGGGAUUGAAUACUGUGGUCAAGUCUGCGUCAUGAUCCACAGUGGAAGUAGAGGAUUCGGUCACCAGGUGGCUACAGAUGCCUUAGUUGCCAUGGAGAAAGCUAUGAAGCGAGACCACAUCGAUGUGAAUGACCGUCAGUUAGCAUGUGCUAGGAUCCAUUCCCCCGAAGGACAGGACUACCUAAAGGGCAUGGCAGCAGCAGCUAACUAUGCCUGGGUGAACAGAAGUAGUAUGACCUUCCUAUCAAGACAGUCCUUUGCCAAGAUGUUCCAGACUACCCCUGAUGACCUCGAUAUGCAUGUUAUCUAUGAUGUAUCCCAUAAUAUUGCCAAAGUCGAAGAGCACUUCAUGGAUGGCAAACAGAAGACGCUGUUGGUUCAUCGGAAAGGCUCGACGCGGGCCUUCCCUCCACAUCAUCCACUUAUACCAGUUGAUUAUCAGUUGACUGGACAACCUGUACUGAUUGGUGGGACCAUGGGAACGUGUAGUUAUGUCCUGACUGGAACUGAGACUGGGAUGGAGGAGACGUUUGGCUCGACAUGUCACGGAGCAGGGCGUGCCUUAUCACGCGCCAAGUCAAGGAGGAACCUGGAUUAUCAGAGCGUCCUGACGAAACUAGAAGACCAGGGAAUCUCAAUACGCGUGGCUUCUCCUAAACUAGUCAUGGAAGAGGCCCCAGAAUCUUAUAAGAAUGUUACAGAUGUCGUCAAUACGUGUCAUGCGGCUGGCCUCAGUAAGAAGGCAAUCAAACUGCGACCCAUUGCUGUGAUUAAAGGAUAAGUGCAGGAGGACUUCUCAUGCCCCCCUAGUGUUCAUAUGAUGAAACUAUUGUACUCAAUAUGUGCUCAAUAUUCUGUACUUGAUUAGUCAUGGAACAGAUUUAGAAUGACGGAUACUUUUCUGACUUUACCGUGUUACCCUCAGUGGAGCAUGACCUCAAGGUUACUGUAGCUUGUAUUGUAUUUGACAGUGUGGCAUUGCUCACCCCUCAAAACCUCCUGUCAGGUGGGUUGGUAGCUGAUUUCGAUUGAGCUCUAUCUGAAGGCAUCGGAAUCUCAUUCAGUUGAACCUACCAUUUGAAGCUAUCAUGUGCUGAUCUGUUUUUUUUUGUUCUGAGAAAGCUUGAUUCAGGUAAACUUAUAUAUCAUGUGCUAUAAUCUGGGUAUUUUAUUGUAAAUUAUCGGGUAUUUGUGCCAGUGUGCUGAAUAUAAACAUGUAUUCAAUAUGAAAGUUGCUGUCUUGUCCUUCCAUUGAGGUGGUCUCUGGUGUCUUCUCCAGACAUCACAAUACACUUGACGAACAGUGUUGCACAAGUCUCUGAAAUGGCUGUGUUAGCUGGUGAUAAUUUCCUUGGUAUCUGGUAUUAGUUGUGACCUUGUCUCUGAACCAGCAGUUAUCAGUUGAAACAGUCACAAUCACAAAAAGUCACAACCAGACCGAAAAUCUGGCCAAGUAUUAACUUCACUGUCUUGCCAACA